This is a messenger RNA of Penicillium macrosclerotiorum, 1794 nucleotides long. It is a transcript of the gene ugp1, whose product is annotated as UTP glucose-1-phosphate uridylyltransferase. The record is from RefSeq and is a predicted model, not a curated record. Gene Ontology annotation, biological process: UDP-alpha-D-glucose metabolic process; glycogen metabolic process. Lineage: Eukaryota; Fungi; Ascomycota; Eurotiomycetes; Eurotiales; Aspergillaceae. Bases 1 to 1794 code for a protein of 597 amino acids. Gene Ontology annotation, molecular function: UTP:glucose-1-phosphate uridylyltransferase activity. Gene Ontology annotation, cellular component: cytoplasm. The transcript is spliced from 2 exons.
AUGGCCUCCAAGGCGCUCCCUGCCCACCUUCGCGCUCCGGCGAACGACGCCUCAAAUGCUGGCUCCUUUGAGGGCAAGCACCACGGAAAGUCUCAAUCGCACAUGGCGUUCACAUCUUUGAUUACUUCAUUUUCUCUUACCCACGUUGUCAUCAAAUCUUGGGGCCCCCUCUCAUUUGACACCCUUUUGACUAUUUUAAACUACCCCCUCCCCCUCCCCCUCCCCCUCUUCCCUCUCCAGCUCUCUCAUUUGAAACCCCCCUUCCGCUUUCGCUCUAUGACCUCCAUGGCGUCCAAUGGUUCAGGGCUGACUAGACUUGCCUCCCACCAGGCUUUCGAGAAUGCCUCGACUAGCGUGGCCGCUUCACAAAUGCGUAAUGCGCUGAAUGCGCUCGCCGACUCCGUCACCGACGGCAGUGAGAAGAAGCGAUUUGAGGCGGAGAUGGAUAACUUCUUCGCUCUGUUCCGCCGUUUCCUCAAUGACAAGGCCAAGGGCAACGCUGUCAACUGGGACCGCAUUGCGCCUCCGCAGCCCUCGCAGGUGGUGGGCUACGAUGAACUCGGUGCGGAUGCCUCAGUCGAGUUCCUCAACAAGCUGGCCGUAGUCAAGCUGAACGGUGGUCUGGGUACCUCCAUGGGUUGCGUGGGUCCCAAGUCCGUGAUUGAGGUUCGCGAGGGCAUGUCCUUCCUCGACCUGUCGGUGCGCCAAAUUGAGCACCUUAACCGUACUUUCAACGUCAACGUUCCCUUCGUUCUCAUGAACUCCUUCAACACCGACCAGGACACCCAGUCCAUCAUCAAGAAGUACGAGGGCCACAAUGUCGAUAUCAUCACCUUCAACCAGUCUCGUUAUCCUCGCAUCAUCAAGGACUCCCUCCUCCCUGCCCCCAAGAGCUUCGACGCCCCCCUCCAGGACUGGUACCCUCCCGGACACGGUGACGUUUUCGAGUCGCUGUACAACUCUGGCACCCUUGACAAGCUGAUCGAGCGUGGCAUUGAAUACAUCUUCCUGUCCAACGCCGAUAACCUGGGUGCCGUCGUUGACCUCCGCAUCCUGCAGCACAUGGUCGACUCCAAUGCCGAGUACAUCAUGGAGCUGACUGAUAAGACCAAGGCCGAUGUCAAGGGCGGUACCAUCAUCGACUACGAUGGCAAGGUUCGCCUGCUGGAGAUUGCGCAGGUUCCCAAGGAGCACGUGAACGAGUUCAAGUCCAUCAAGAAGUUCAAGUACUUCAACACCAACAACAUCUGGAUGAAUGUCCGCGCUAUCAAGCGCGUCGUUGAAGAGAAUGAGCUUGAGAUGGAGAUCAUCGCCAAUGAGAAGUCCAUCCCCGCCGAUAAGAAGGGUGAGGCCGACCAGGCCAUCUACCAGCUGGAGACCGCCGUCGGUGCUGCCAUUCGUCACUUCAAGAACGCCCACGGUAUCAACGUGCCCCGCCGUCGUUUCUUGCCCGUCAAGACCUGCUCCGAUCUGAUGGUCGUCAAGUCCGAUUUGUACCGUCUCGAGCACGGCCAGCUGGUGAUGGACCCCAACCGUUUUGGUGGUGUGCCCGUCAUCAAGCUUGGCUCUGACUUCAAGAAGGUCUCGGACUUCCAGAAGCGCAUUGCCAGCAUCCCCCGAAUCGUCGAGCUGGACCACCUCACCAUCACCGGUGCCGUUAACCUUGGCCGUAACGUCACCCUCAAGGGCACUGUCAUUAUCGUUGCCACCGAGGGUAGCACUAUCGAUAUUCCCCCGGGUUCGGUUCUGGAGAACUGUGUUGUUCAGGGUAGUCUGAGAAUCCUGGAGCACUAG